This is a messenger RNA of Fonticula alba, 2006 nucleotides long. RefSeq lists its product as hypothetical. The coding region runs from base 35 to 1963 and encodes 642 amino acids. NCBI's taxonomy places the organism in Eukaryota, Rotosphaerida, Fonticulaceae. The transcript is spliced from 4 exons. The record is from RefSeq and is a predicted model, not a curated record.
CACACACGCACGCACGCACACACAGAGACAAGCAAUGCCCCUCACCGGUGCCCCCGCUUCAUCAGCGCCGCAAUGGCCGGUGGAGUCGUGCUACUACACGACCGACCUGCUGCUGGUCUUGACGAAGAACUCCCUGUCGCACUUUGCCGAACUCUUCGCCGAAGAGUCCCUGGAAAGCCCGGCCCCCGGGCGGCCGAUCCUCCCAUCGCACUCGGACUUUCGCGAGCGCCUGGCCGGCGCCCUCAGCGGUCACCAAUCCCCCCCGGUCAUCUGCGGAAGCGUGGCCGCUCGCCCGGGCCCUGGUGUAAGCCCCUCGGCGGCGUCCACCACCGCCGCCACCCGCGCCGCCGCUCCCGGGGACACCAUUCACGCUGUGGCCAUCCUCCUGAUCAACCCGGAUCUGGACCAUCUGGAUGCCAGCCAGCGCGCGGAUAUGGCCUUCGUCCGGGGGUAUGCCAACCAGGUGAUCGCGCGUGCCCGGCAUGAAGGGCAGAUUUACUUCAAGUGGUCCUCGCACAACAUGGACUCCAUGCGGCCGCUGUCGGCCCUGACCUCGAAUGCCCCCUCAACCGGGGGCUUCCUCGGACCCCAACUUGGCUUGGGCAUUGCCGGGGUCGAGUCACUGACGGCCGAGGUGCCGCUGCUGCUGGAGCGCUCCACGCGCUUGUCUCAGCGACCGGUGGACACUUUCUGUCCGGACUUCCCGGCGAGCGAUCGUGCCCCCGGAUCGCCGAGUCCAGUCGAUGGCAGGGCUGGCGGCUGGUUUUCGGUCCCGCCGGCGGUCUGCUCUCCGGCCGCCGACACGCUCUCCCCCGGGUCCGGCUUCAAUGGAGCCCCGCGCCCGAAGGAACACAAGCACACGGUUUCCCUGUCGCAGGCGCGCCCUCUCGGUCGUCCGGAUGGCCGUUGGCUUGGUGUCUAUGCCGUCUCUGUGCCGAUCGAACUGGAUUGGACCGACGUCGACACCGCCUACCCAAAGCCCCUGUCGGUGCUGGUUGUGUCGCGGUAUGACGCCCUGGCCGCGGCGGCCAAUGGCGCCCCGGACCUCGGCGGCAUGGCCCCCUCCGGGGGGGCCGGAGCGGCACUGGUCGAUCCGCAUCGGCGUCUGCUCGCCGUCGACAUGAAUCAGCCCGGCCGGAGCAUGGCCGCCACCUCCUCCCCCGGCGGGACCAUGGGCUCGGUGUCGCCGGAGACCGCAUUGGCCUCGGUUCUGGGGCUGGAUGUCCGUCAAUCGAACCUCGAGCAGAGCAGCGUCCCCUGGCAGGUCCCUGGCGCCGGGCAGGCAUCUCGCCCGGGCGAGCCAGCCGAUGAAGGAUCCGACGAGUCGGUGUCCAUGAACACCACCUCCACCGCGCUGGUGUGGCCACUCAAUCUGGCAGCCAGCGUGGAUUUGCCAAGCCCGGGCCCGGAGCCGCUGCCGGUCGCCGGGGCCACCGGCUUCGCGGUCAGCAUUCUCCUGUCGGACAAUGUGAGUCCCCACCUGGCGGCCGAGCUUCGCUCGGAGCAGGCCGGCUGGCUGUGCACGGCGUCCGUGCGCCUUGGUGACCAAACCCUGCAGCUGGUGAACAACCAGUUCCUCAUGAGCUCGCACUUCCCCGAGCCCAUCCAUUUUGUGCCGGCGGAAACAAGCACCAGCUUGGCCUUCCGCGGGUCAGUGCCCAAUGCCCAGCUCCGGCACUAUGGCGAAGAGCUGGCAUCGGACAUCCGCCAACGCCCGGAGGGCCUGUGCCUGCGGUGCCUCUUCCGCCGGCGCCUCUCGCGCGAGGAAUUUGCCCCACUAACAGUCCACCUGCGGGUGCGGCGCCCUCCGACCGGUUGGCGCCCCGGGUCCGGGCCGCCCCCGGUGGAUCUUUUCACCGGCACCGACCGGCCAACCAUCAGCAUGGUCUUCCGCCUGCCGGCCGAGUGCGUACACCCAAAUACCCGAGGCGGGGUCGGACCGGCGCGUGUGACCUUUCAGUAGAUGGUAGACACAUCAAAUGGACCCUGCUCUGGCUGUGGUGUGC